Messenger RNA from Salvelinus namaycush (lake trout), 5384 nucleotides. RefSeq names its product protocadherin alpha-C2-like. The transcript is spliced from 2 exons. Gene Ontology annotation, cellular component: plasma membrane. The record is from RefSeq and is a predicted model, not a curated record. Lineage: Eukaryota; Metazoa; Chordata; Actinopteri; Salmoniformes; Salmonidae. The coding region runs from base 70 to 2553 and encodes 827 amino acids. Gene Ontology annotation, biological process: homophilic cell-cell adhesion. Gene Ontology annotation, molecular function: calcium ion binding.
UGUAAAUGUAUUCGGCUUCAACGCAUUGCUACAAGUACUGUCAUAUUUUACCAUAUUUGGUUUGCAAUAAUGGCUUUAUCCAUUGCAACUGUCUGGACAAGGUGCGCCACGGUUCUCUUUGUAUUCAGCGGGAUGUGGGGAAUUGCUUUGCCCAUUACUCGCUACUCUAUUCCCGAGGAAAUGCAAGAGGGUUCCGUUGUUGCAAACCUGGCUACAGAUUUGGGACUUGACGUUCGCGCUCUGGUAACACGCAAGGCAAAGCUUGACAUAAUCCACACUAAGAAAUAUUUGGACAUUAACAAAGAAACGGGAGAGCUAUUCAUACUUGAAAAGAUAGACAGGGAAUACAUAUGCUCGAGCAAGACAACGUCUUGUUUUCUUAAAACGGAUGUCAUACUUGAAAAUCCCAUUCGUAUUUUUUACAUUGAGCUUGAAAUCAUGGACAUAAAUGACAACGCACCUAUCUUUCGAAGGGAGACAAUGCAAUUGGAUAUUUCAGAAUCUACCGCUCCAGGAGAGAGAUUCUCUUUGACAAAUGCUGUGGAUGCAGAUGUCGGUGCGAAUUCUAUUAAGACUUACUAUUUGAGCGAAAGCAAGUAUUUUACAAUUGAAAUACAGACCGGAAGCGAUGGCUCUAAAUAUGUAGAUUUGGUUAUCAACAGUAAUUUAGAUCGGGAGGAACAGGCGGUUCAUAAUUUAAUAUUAACCGCUGCAGAUGGCGGGGUUCCUGCGCGCUCAUCCACAGCCAGUAUCAUCCUUAUGGUUCUGGAUAUCAAUGACAAUGCCCCCUUUUUUAACCAGCCGAUAUAUGCUAUUAAUGUAACUGAAAACUCCCCAAUUGGAACUCUAGUAAUGAAGUUGAGCGCAACAGACUUGGACGAGGGCACCAACGCAGAGAUUACAUAUUCAUACACGUUAUAUACAUCCGAGAAGACACAAGAAAAGUUCUCUCUAAAUUCAAAUACAGGGGAAAUAAAGGUGAAGGAUGUGAUUGAUUUUGAGGAGAGUCACAGUUUCGAUAUAUAUAUUCAAGCAAGAGACCAAGGAUCGAAUUCGUUAUCCGGAGAUAGUAAAGUAAUGGCAUUUAUUACCGAUCUGAAUGACAACUAUCCUGAGGUUACCAUUACAUCUUUUAAAAGCACGGUCAAGGAAGAUGUUUCCAUAGGAACAUUAAUAGCAGUGAUCAGUAUAAGCGAUAGGGACUCUGGGGACAACGGUGAAGUUGAACUCACUUUGAACCAACAAGCAUCCCUACCCUUCGUUCUCGAUAAGUCUUCGGAGGAUUACUUUGCUCUGCUUAUUUCAGAACCACUGGACCGUGAGACAAUUCCAAGAUAUGACAUCACUUUCAUAGUCACAGACAAAGGAACACCUCGCUUAUUUGACAAUGAGACAAUCACCUUGGAAAUACUGGACGUCAAUGAUAACGCACCAGUAUUCCCCCAGUCAUUCUACACAAUCCAUGUUGUGGAGAACAACGUCCCCGGGGCACUGUUGAUGUCACUCAGUGCUUUUGACCCCGACCUCCACGAGAACCAGUAUCUGGUCUAUUUUAUCAUGGAGAAGGAGAUCAUCAACACGUCUAUGUCCAUGUUGUUCUCCAUUAAUCCAGAGAAUGGCAACCUUUAUGCUCUAAAGACCUUUGACUUUGAAAGGGAGAGGGAGUUUCUUUUCCACAUAGAGGCCAGAGACUCUGGGUUACCUCCACUCAGCAGCAAUGUGACAGUUCACAUCAUCAUUUUGGACCAGAAUGACAACACCCCGCUCAUAGUGUCGCCUUGGCGAGCACAGGGCUCGGUAAUUGAAGAGGUGAUCCCGAGGUCUGCUGAUAAAGGAUUCCUGGUUGUCAAAGUGAUCGCCAUUGACACAGACUCAUUACAGAACUCACGGGUCACAUAUCAGCUUCUACAGACCAGUGACUCUUCUCUGUUCAGUCUAGAUCAGUACAACGGGGAGAUCCGGACCACGAGAAUGUUCAGCUACAGGGACCCCCGUCAUCAGCGGCUGGUUGUUGUCGCCAAAGACAAUGGAGACCCCGCUCUUUCGGCCACAAUUACCAUCAAGAUAUCAACAGUAGAACACAUGGUGACGCCAUUCUCAGAAACUACUGAGGUGCCUUCAGAAUUUGACUUGUUCACAGACUUAAAUCUCUAUUUGGUCAUCGGUUUGGGUUCAGUGUCCUUCCUGCUGUUGAUCACCAUAUUGGUGGUCAUUGUGCUGAAGUGUCAGAAACCAAAGCCCAUGAAGAUGCCUCCUGCUAUAAAUAUGAAUCUGAACAGUCUGAACAGGAACAGUGUGAUCAGCAGAAACAGUUUCAUCAGCCAGAGGUGCUCCACCAUAGCCGAUUCCACCCUCAUCUCCAGUGAUGCCUACUGGUACAGCCUGUUUCUAGCAGAGACCAGGAAAGGCAAGGUGGUUGUCAGACAGCCUAUAGUACCCAAGGGAGCAGGCUACUUUGUGUCCAGUAUACCCAGAAGCACAGGUCCUACAGAGACCAGCGACUCAAGAGCAUCCACACUACAGGAUUCUAGGGCCAGCAGUGACCUGCCAUGAUGUCCUCAUUCUGGGGUAUUCAGCUGGAGAAUGUUCAAAGAAGUUAAGAGCGACACCAGCACCCCUCCUUCAAUCACUGGGAUCCAACAGUUACCUCUGGGGGCAGCUCCUCCAACCCUCUGCCCUCUUCGAACCGACCACACCUGUAGACUGUAGACUACCUUCAUCAUUUUCCAUCAAGCAUGAAUCUGCAUGGCUACAUCGACAGGUACUUGCAUUUAGAAAAUAUCCUGAAGAAGAAAGGAACUUAACAUGAGGUCUUUAUGCAUAGCACUCUCUGUUAACAUGGGAGCAGGCACUCAAUAUCUUCCAAAAUCCUACCUUACCUCUCCAGGAAAAACAUGACACAAAAGGGAUAUUCUGUCGUGUCCUUGUGAGGGUACCUCAUUGUGAUGUCAUAAUGCGUUUUUGGGGUAUGUGUGAGAGGUCACAAUCAAAGAACAAAAAAAACAUGUACAAGAGAAUGAUGGUGCCAAUGCCUUCCAUAACUCGUUUAGCUGGUGAAAUAACCAUCUCAGUUCAUCUGUGAAUGUGUAGGGUGCACACUGUAGGUAAGAACUUUUGUUUAUUUUGAUUAGAAAUAAGACUUAACAUUUUUCAUCAUUUUGGCUUUCUAGACCUUGUUUUUGGCUCCGGACAUCAACCUAUAGUAUGGAAUUAUUCAUUUCCUGAUACAUGGUGUUGGAUGUGCAUGUUGAGUUGCUACUAUAAAAUAGAUCAAUACCUGAAACCUGUCAUCCAAUGAGCCAGGUAGGAGAGAAGUACCCCAUGUUGCUCCACUUCACAUUGCAGACAGAGUUAAUAUAUUCUCACAGUUCAAAUAUUCAUGAGCACAUUUGACGGUGGCACUAUAUUUAGUAUAUUUUGAUGAUAGACAUUUCCUUCUCAGCAUAUCUAUAUAAAGCACAGACUAGAAUCCAUUUUUUUUGUGUGAGAUCAUGUCCAAGGAAAUAGUCAGGACAGUGACACACCAGGAUUUAGCUCCUACCUGCCUAAACAGUGCAAUAUGACAGUCAACCUAGAAAACACUGUAUGUAGAAUGGCUGUAGCACUAAAGGGCUUCACUUUACAACAACUUAUCAUACCUCCAUCUGAGUUUUGUCAACUUACCUGUGCAGGCCUCUGCCCGGUUCCGAUAACUAACACUUUCCCUGCACUGUGAACAAGCCUCAGAGAAUCAGCUAAAGGAGAAGUCAAUGUAAAACAGGAGGCUUACGGGAAGAAACCAUGUGUACUUUAAAUGAGAAAUGUUACUAUAUUCACUUAACAAAUGUGACUUUUGAAAGUAUUUAUCAUUGUAUAAUCAAAAUGUAUUGUAUGUUUGGCAUGAUACAAUACAAUACUCUGGACAUGUUUUUAAAGUUUACAAUGUUUUAUGAAUUUGUAUGUUGUUGUUUUUUUAAAUAUUUGGACCUAACAAUUCUUAAUGCUACUUUUUGUGACUUAUUCAAGUGCAUUGUGUAGUCUACUGUAUUAUAUUUGUAGUGCAAUAAUACAGCAUUCAAUUAUUUUAUCUGAUACAGUGUACAGACAGACAAUCUAAAUUAUUUUAUGACAUUUGAAUGGAGUACUCCACUGCUUAAGCAUUUCACCAAAAUGUUAUUUUCAGUGUAUCAAAGUGUUCAUAGAGUAGCUGUUCUCCCAGCAAGAUCAUGAAGUGCAAAGAUUUUAAUGCAAGGCGUUAGGUCUUAGAAAUGAGAAACUAGAACAGACAGCAGUCUGUCCACGUGACAAUAUGGAGGGAAAGGCCAAAACAAGGAGAGAGAGAAACUGUGAAGACGAGCGUGAGACAGAAAGACUAUGCUACUAACACUAUUCUAUUCCUUUGACGUUAGUGCAUGACCUCAUAGGCCGAACACUCACAACCCAUCCAAUCUCAUUUGAAAUGCAAUACUGUACUUAAAUACUACUAUAUAUAUCUCAAUCAUAUAGGUUGCAUGGGAACACACUAAGCUCUUCCUAUACACAGUUAUUUGCACUUAAUCCAGACCUGGUUGCACUACUCAUCUAUCACAAACUGCAGUGCAGCUGUAGUUCUCAUCAAUGUUCCAGUUCUCUCUUGAUCUCUUUCCCUUGUUAAAGCUCUCUGUGAGGUCAUUGUGUGAGGGAGGUGCUACACUAAUUAUGGUACACAUGUGGGCUCUGCCUACUCUGCCCGUAGGGAGGAAAUACUGCCUGAGCAUUGUUGGGUUACAGAAAAUAUCCAACUGAAUUCAGAUGUCAUGUGCUCUUUAUGGGUGUCAUGCGUUACACCAGUACAUGUGACACGAGGACAAUGAGAUAAUGGUGCUCAAUCCAGAUUCAAGUCAUGAUUAUUACCAGGGAUAAAAUGUCAUCUGGAUGAACUUAAAUCCCAGGAGUUUGGAGAGAACAUCCUAAGCAGCCAGUGGCUGUGUGAUGUUACCUGAGAACUCAAGCUCAAACCAACGGAGGGGUUUAAAACCUGUAUCGGUGUAUCUACUUUGUACUUUGUGGUUGUUGUUUUUCUAAAUACAAUAUACUUUUUAUAUCUGCUGUGAUCUCUGAACUUGGCUUGACAGCACAGGAGGGUGUUUGUGUUGCUUGCUUCAGUAUCAUGCAGAUGUGUCUGUCUCUGUUGUGCGGCUACACUGCUUAUUCCUGCAUUUUGAUUCUACAUUUCGAUUCUACAGUCUACUGUAUCUGCCUGCCUUUCUGCAGGACUUCCUGUGUUCUAGGUGGUUGGGGGGGGGGGUGAGGACACAACCCACAACGCUGAUUGGUAGAUGAGAGAGUGUGUGGGAGAGAAUGGCCUUGCUUCAUUUUUUUAUUGAAUGUUGUUUCUGUUGAUUAUUGUCCUGCUUGUAAAUGCG